Molecule: messenger RNA, 570 nt
Organism: Eremothecium gossypii ATCC 10895
Lineage: Eukaryota; Fungi; Ascomycota; Saccharomycetes; Saccharomycetales; Saccharomycetaceae
Gene: GLC8
Product: PP1-complex regulatory subunit GLC8
Exons: 1
Coding region: 1-570 (189 amino acids)
Biological process (GO): regulation of signal transduction
Molecular function (GO): protein phosphatase inhibitor activity
Source: RefSeq, marked provisional
AUGGGCGGCAUUCUGAAAAACCCUCUUUCUCCGCAUGAACAGGAGACGCAUAACGCGGAGCCUGAAUCCGUGACCGAGUUCCGGCAGCAAGUGCUGAAGAACACACGGCUCAACGCACAGAUGACCACCAGACGCAGCAGCGACCUGCAUAAUGGCGCACACGGCGUGCCGAAGGACACGCUGCAGCUCAAACGGAUGCACGACGAAGAGCGGUUGCAAUGGAACCAGCAGAACCUCGACCAGAACGAGCUCACGAAGCAGCAGUUCCAGGAUAUACAUGUGGACGAGCCCAAGACGCCGUACCAGGGCGCUAUCGACCCUGAAGGCGAAUACUACAAGCAUGAUGACGACGACGACGACGACGGCGACCUCGAGAACUUUACUCUGGGCGACCCCGAGUACAGUGUCCCGGUGCCGCCGGUCGCGCAGAACGGCGAGCCCGAAGGCAGCCAGGAAGCGGACGAUGACCAGGCUGCGCAGCGCCGCCGCUUCGAGGAGCUGCGCCGCAAGCAUUACAACGUCAGAGAGGCGUUCAGUAACCGGCAGCUGAGUGAAGAUGAAGAAGAGUAG